Rhopalosiphum padi (bird cherry-oat aphid) is the source of this 2167-nucleotide messenger RNA. Its product is annotated as UDP-glucosyltransferase 2-like. The record is from RefSeq and is a predicted model, not a curated record. The transcript has 6 exons. Lineage: Eukaryota; Metazoa; Arthropoda; Insecta; Hemiptera; Aphididae. Bases 489 to 2072 code for a protein of 527 amino acids. Gene Ontology annotation, molecular function: UDP-glycosyltransferase activity.
GUGCGUCAGCCGACGUAAAUUCAAACUAUAUAGUUAGAGUGGUGCGAUAAACAUUACAUAACGUUGUUCUCAAAAACGUACAAUAUUGUUAUAGUGUGUCUAUAGUUUAAAAAAAAAAAAAUUAAGCAAAUAUCGUAUCACUAUGUUGUUUUCGAUGUUAUCAUAUUAUUAUUAUGUCCGUCUAAUAUAAUAUAGUUCAGCAGCUGGAUAACAGACUAGAUGCAGUACUAACCUAAACUGUAACCCAACGAGUAAAGAGAUACACGCGCGUGUGCAGACUGCGACUGCCGCAUAUGCUGUGAGUUGCGACCAUCGGAGUCAACACGCAUCAAAAAAAUAACGAGAGUGUGCGUUUGUCGUUGAUAUCACGGAAAUCUUUUUAUUCAUCACAAUCUAUCCAGAUGAAUUGGAAAAUCGUUCCCUGCAAAAGUUAUCCAAGUUACGGGGACGUCUAAUUUUCUGAUAACAAACGAGAGCGUGAGGACAAAAUGACGGCCGCAGUCGUAAAAUCCACUGGUCGUUGGGCGGUAGGGCUACAGGCGGCCGCGGUGACAAUUAUUGUAUUGUCGCUAACGUGUACGUCCCCGACCAACGGUGCUAGGAUACUAGCCGUGUUCCCGUACAACGGCCACAGUCACUUCGCCAUGGUCGAACCGCUUAUGGUCGCCUUAUCCGAACGCGGUCACCACGUGACCGUGAUCAGCCCGUUCCCGCGACGCAAAGACAGUGGCGCGGACGACGACGGCGUAGGUCGAUACAUAGACGUGGACGUGUCAGACACGCUUCCGCCGGUCAUAAGCCAGCUAAACGUGACGAAUGAGUUCCAACACCGCGUGGACCCGAUUACCGGGCUCCGGGACCUGUGCCACAUGAACCACCGUGUGUGUGAGGCCACUUUUGAACACCCCCGGGUCCGUGCUCUGAUCCGCGAGCCCCGCGCGUUCGACGUGGUGUUCGCCGAAGCGUUCGCCACCGACUGUUUCGCAGCAUUCGCGCACGCGUACGACGCACCGCUGGUGUCCAUCCGGACGUCCGACUACUCGCCGCAACUCAACCGGCGCGUGGCCAACCCACAGAACCCCGCGUACCUGGUCAACCACCUGCUCGAGUAUACCGGCCACGACAUGUCGUUCGUCCAGCGGCUAAUCAACACGCUGGCCACGCACUUCGGUGCGGUCGGCUAUCACGCCUUCUCCGACGGUCCGUCCACCGAGCUGGUCCGGCGGCACUUCGGGCACGAUACACCGUCCGUUCCGGAAAUCGCGCGACGGCGCACCGCACUUGUGCUAGUCAACAGCCACCACAGCUUGUCCCAGCCCCGUCCAACGGUGUCCAACGUGAUAGAGGUGGGCGGUUUGCAUAUCGCACAGCCCACGAAACUGCAAAACGCGGCAAACGAAUGGAAAAAUUACUGCGAUUUGUGUGACCAAGGCAUUAUUUACGUGUCUUUUGGCUCGUUGUUGAAAGGAUCGUCGUUUCCAGUUCAAUUCACAACGGCGUUCGUACAGGCUUUCGAAGCGCUACCGUAUUGCGUACUAUGGAAAUACGAGGGUGAAUUGAUAUCCAAACGGAUUAAAGUGUCUAAGUGGAUGCCACAACAGCAGAUUCUGAGUCACAGGAAUAUCAAGGCGUUCAUAACUCACGGUGGCCUUAUGGGCGUAAUGGAGGCCGUGUUCUUUGCAGUACCGAUGAUUGGCAUACCUGUGUUUGGUGAUCAACAGUCAAACAUCGCCAACUGUAUUGCAAAAGGCAUAGCCAUCGGACUCGAUUACCGACAAAUCACUGAACAAAAACUGAUCAAAAGCAUAGAAGCCAUCGUCACGGAUAGCAAAUACCGAUCAAAAGCAUCAGAGUUGUCAGCAAGAUUCAGGGACAGACCAACAAGUCCAAUGGAAACAGCCGUGUUUUGGACAGAAUACGUGAUCAGGCACGGCAAUGCGACCAACACCGCAUCUCCGGCAAUAGAUUAUGAUUUUUAUCAAUAUUUUUUGUUAGACGUAGUUGGCGUCGGACUGUCGAUUUUUGUAUUUUUAUUUUAUAUAGCGUUCCGAUUAAAACAAUGUAUACGAUAAAAUACUAUAACACACUCAUGACGCGAUUGAUAAAAUCCGUAAAUACCCGAAACUAAAAUGUACAUAUUGUUAUAAUAAUAAAUGUAUUAACAAGU